Tremella mesenterica DSM 1558 is the source of this 1398-nucleotide messenger RNA. RefSeq lists its product as uncharacterized. The transcript has 9 exons. Lineage: Eukaryota; Fungi; Basidiomycota; Tremellomycetes; Tremellales; Tremellaceae. The coding region runs from base 1 to 1398 and encodes 465 amino acids. The record is from RefSeq and is a predicted model, not a curated record. Gene Ontology annotation, biological process: box C/D snoRNP assembly; chromatin remodeling; regulation of transcription by RNA polymerase II. Gene Ontology annotation, molecular function: ATP binding; DNA helicase activity; ATP hydrolysis activity. Gene Ontology annotation, cellular component: Swr1 complex; Ino80 complex; R2TP complex.
AUGGCCGCCAAUAUCUCCCUCCAACCAAGCUCUAUGAGAGACGUGACCAAGAUGGAGCGUAUAGGUGCUCACUCUCAUAUUCACGGUCUCGGUUUAGAUGCGAAUCUGGAACCUCGAGUCAACUCUCAGGGUAUGAUAGGACAAGGAAAAGCUCGGAAAGCGGCUGGGGUGAUUUUGAAGAUGGUUCAAGAAGGACGGAUAGCAGGGAGGGCUAUUUUGAUGGCUGGUCCUCCUAGUUCUGGGAAAACCGCCAUUGCCAUGGGUAUGGCACAGACAUUAGGGACGGAUGUACCUUUCGUCAUGCUGACUGCUUCAGAGGUGUAUUCGCUUGAGAUGUCAAAAACCGAAUCUCUCACCCAAGCCUUUAGAAGGUCCAUCGGUGUGAGGAUAAAGGAAGAGACAGAAUUGAUCGAAGGGGAGGUCGUGGAAAUUCAAGUUGACAGAAGUGUCACAGGGGCCACGAAGACAGGACGAUUAACUCUCAAAACCACAGACAUGGAAACGGUUUAUGAUCUUGGUUCCAAGAUGAUCGAUCAAUUGCAAAAGGAAAAAGUUCUGGCAGGUGAUGUUGUCAGCAUCGACAAAGCUAGUGGGAGGAUAUCAAAACUUGGAAGAAGUUUCGGACGAGCAAAAGAUUACGAUGCCAUGGGAGCUGAUACGAGAUUCGUUGCUUGUCCGGAUGGAGAGUUACAAGUACGAAAAGAAGUCGUUCAUACGGUCUCACUACACGAGAUAGACGUUAUCAACUCUCGAACUCAAGGCUUUUUAGCUUUGUUUGCUGGAGAUACAGGAGAGAUUAAGCCCGAAUUGAGAGAUCAAAUCAAUGGUAAAGUGGCAGAAUGGCGAGAAGAAGGAAAAGCUGAGAUUGUACCUGGGGUUCUGUUCAUUGACGAAGUGCAUAUGCUGGAUAUCGAAUGUUUCUCUUUCCUUAAUCGAGCUCUGGAAAAUGAAAUGGCUCCUUUGGUCGUCAUGGCGUCCAACAGGGGUAUAACGAGAAUAAGAGGGACAAAAUAUAAAUCUCCUCAUGGUAUACCUACCGAUCUAUUGGAUAGAAUGCUCAUUAUUUCCACUGGGAAAUAUGAUCAAACGGAAAUCCGAGAGAUUGUCAAGAUCAGGGCGGAUGAAGAAGACGUCAGAUUAUCCCCUGACGCUCUUGAAUUAUUAGCCACAUUAGGUCAAAAAACCUCUCUUCGUUACGCCCUCAACCUCAUCGCUCCAUCUCAAUUAUUAGCACAAAGAAGGAAAUUGACAAGUGUGGAAGUUGAAGAUGUCAAGAUGGCAUAUCAAUAUUUCUGUGAUGUGGAGAGAAGCACGACUUAUGCGAGGGAGACGAGUGGUAUGAUGUUUGGUGAAGAAGAAAUCACGAAUGGACAUGUGGCUAUGGACACAUCUGCAUAG